Messenger RNA from Ananas comosus (pineapple), 1257 nucleotides. RefSeq names its product ethylene-responsive transcription factor WIN1. Lineage: Eukaryota; Viridiplantae; Streptophyta; Magnoliopsida; Poales; Bromeliaceae. The record is from RefSeq and is a predicted model, not a curated record. Gene Ontology annotation, molecular function: DNA binding; DNA-binding transcription factor activity. Gene Ontology annotation, biological process: regulation of DNA-templated transcription. The transcript has 2 exons. The coding region runs from base 269 to 934 and encodes 221 amino acids.
UUACUCCUCUCUCUCUCUCUCUCUCUCUCUCUCUCUCUCUCUCUCUCUCUCUCUAUUUAACAACCAUAUAUGAAUCCCCCCCCCUCCUGCAGCCCAGCGUACUUUGUGGUAGUUUUCAUUCACUCAGACCAAACCAAACACCAGACCCUUCUUUAACUCCACUCCCUCACACUCUUCUCUCUCCUCUCUCUAUUAUCUACUCUUGAUCUGGCCACAUUGUCCGGCGCCUGCCAAAGAGAAUCUUGCUGCAGAUAACAAACAAGAAAACAUGGUACAGUCGAAGAAGUUCAGGGGCGUCAGGCAGCGCCACUGGGGCUCCUGGGUCUCCGAGAUUAGGCACCCUCUCCUGAAGAGGAGGGUGUGGCUGGGCACCUUCGAGACGGCCGAGGAAGCCGCCCGCGCCUACGACGAGGCUGCCGUGCUGAUGAGCGGCCGCAACGCCAAGACCAACUUCCCCGUCAACAAGACCCCCUCCGGGGACGCACAGCCUUGCAGAGAAAACCUCAACUCCUCCGCGGCCUCCGCCACCAACCUGUCUGAGAUCCUCAGCGCCAAGCUCCGCAAGUGCUGCAAGACGCCAUCCCCGUCGCUCACGUGCCUCAGGCUCGACACCGAGAAGUCGCACAUUGGCGUGUGGCAGAAGCGCGCCGGCGCCCGCGCCGACUCCAACUGGGUCAUGACCGUCCAGCUCAGCAAAGUCGGCGAGCAGGUCACCUGCGAGGCCACCACCACCACCACCACCACCACCCCGCCGGUUUCAUCCGCCUCGGAGGCCUCCAACGUCACGCAAGGGUCGACCGUGACGAGCAGCGCCAUGAUCGACGAGGAGGAGAGCAUCGCGCUGCAGAUGAUCGAGGAGCUUCUCAACAGGAACUGCCCUGUUCCUCCCCCUUCACGUGCCGAGCCCCUGCAAAGUGCGGUGGACAACCUCUAAAGUAUUAGAGAUUUGGUAGGUUGAUGUGUGGGUUGGUGUGCUCAAUUCGAGUUAAUUAAGAUAGUUUGUAUAUGCAUCAUGCCUCUUUGAUGGUAAUAGCUGUCUAUUGAGGUAUAUUAUAUAGCUUUCAAAAAUAGAUGACCUCCUCUAAAAUCUCUAUUCUAUAGGUAUAAAGUGGUCGCUCUCAAGUGUCAACAACAAACACGUGAGAGCUUAUUAGCGUUGGUAUAUGCAUGUCAUUAUGGGCGCCUAUGUAAGAAAAUAAAAGGGUUUGUAAUUAAUCAUUUCGUGCAGUGAUAGUUGAGUUCCUAAUUCUAAUUAAA